This is a messenger RNA of Daktulosphaira vitifoliae (grape phylloxera), 2107 nucleotides long. RefSeq lists its product as uncharacterized. The transcript is spliced from 2 exons. NCBI's taxonomy places the organism in Eukaryota, Metazoa, Arthropoda, Insecta, Hemiptera, Phylloxeridae. The record is from RefSeq and is a predicted model, not a curated record. The coding region runs from base 311 to 1768 and encodes 485 amino acids.
AGACCAAUAAGAUUUUAAUACUAGAGAAUGUCAAUUUUGUCAUCUGGUAGGAGAAUAGAUACACAAUAUAAUUUUUUAUAUAUUUAGAAAAAUAGUAGUAAGUAUACCACAAAUAGUAUGUACAUUAAACAUAAUUAGACGUCCAUGGAAAGUAGAUUUUUUUAGACAGUUUUAGUUCGCGUUCCUCACAGAUAGCACAUAAACAAUGUUGUAGUACAUUUUAGUUUUAACAAAGUACAGUAAAAAUAUUUUAAUAAUAUAAAUCUAUCAAGUUUACUGAAAAAAUACUCAAUCACUACGUUGUUUCUCGAUGGAGAAACAAAAAUGGCUAUUCCUGACGUUGUUGUUGACUCAAGCGUCAGCAGAAAAUAAUUCUUCUUCACCUGAUAAGAAACCAAUAGAAAAGUCAUCAAAAGAUUCUCUGGUUUAUAAUGAAUCCAAAAAAACAGAUAAACGUGGUUUGGAUAACACUUUGGGAUAUGGUAAUAUGAAUAAAGGAAGAGGUGCAUUUUCAGCUCCAGACGGUACCGAAUUCCCGGAUUUUCCGUUUAUACAUGGUAACACGGCGGACAGUUCAAGUAGUCAAUUGACGAAUGGAGAAACAACUGAUCAAUUUGGUAAUUUCAACUUUGAAAACAAUAAAGAUCAUCAGGUACCAACUGUGGGCAUUGGAAAUACUGGCCAUACUUCACAUUUUACACAAAUUCACCAUGGAACUAUCGGUGUCGGCGAAAAUCAUGUAUCUCCAUUAAAACAAGGAACCAACCAACCACAAAAUCACGGCUGGAUGGGAAGCCAUUUUAAUGGAGGAGGUAACACUGUCGGAGGAACAUCAGAUGAUAAUUCUGGGGUUAGUGGUUUUGGAAAUCAUGAUGACGGUGGUAACGGAGGAGACGGGUAUAGUUUUCUUCGCGAAUUCGAAGGAUACAGUGGAGGUGGUAGUGGAAGUGGAGGUCAUGAAACUGAAGGAGGUGGUCAUGGAGGCAGCCACGAAGAACACGUCAAGACGGUAUACAUAACAAAAGAAAUUCCUGUACCUUAUCCCGUUCAUGUUGAAAAAAAAGUACUUUAUCCAGUCAGAGUGCCUUACGAAAAACCGAUUCCUUACCCUGUUCAUAAGCCUUAUCCUGUACACAUCGAAAAACAAGUUCCGUAUCCUGUCAGGGUACAUGUGCCACAACCCUAUCCAGUUACGGUCGAAAAGCACGUACCAUUUCCAGUUAGAGUAAACGUCGAUCGGCCUAUUCCUGUUCACAUCCCAAAACCUUAUCCAGUUUACAUCGAAAAGAAAGUACCUAUUGCUGUUGACAAACCAGUUCCGUAUCCGGUGAAAAUACCAAUAGAUCGGCCAGUACCUGUACACAUACCAGUUGAGAAACCGUUCCCGUACCCAGUUGAAAAAAAAAUUCCUUAUCCAAUAAAGGUACCUGUAGAUCGGCCGUACCCCAUACACGUGUAUAGAGCAUACCCAGUGCACAUCGAAAAACCUGUACCAUAUCCUGUAAAGGUACCGGUAAAAGUUCCAUAUCCGAUCGAUGUCAGAUUUCCCGGUCAUGGACACGCGCAAGGACAACAACAGCAAAAUCAACACGAAGGGCAACAUCAAAAUAACUUAGGAUACACAAGCGAUGGUUAUCAAGUGGAUAAUUUCGACCAAGCAUUUAACAAUGCGUUUGGAGUAAAUGGUCAAAAUGACGCUUUACGAGAUCAACAAAAUUUUGGCGAACGCAAAGGAAAGAAUGAACGACAUUUUAGAAGACGUGGGUAAUGUGUUAAGGAUGUAACUAUAUCAUUUUACCAAUACCAUUAGAAAUAAAUACUAUCGUUUCGCGUAUCAACCGUAAGUGAUUUGCUGCCAUUUUGUACAACCCAAUUCGCCUUGGAUGCGACAAUAAAUAUUAGUAUUAUAUAAUAUUUAAUUCGAAUCUUGAAAUAUAUUAUACAAUGUAACUUUUAGUAAUAUUAAUAUUUCUAUUUUUGUAUAACGUACAAAUUAAUAUAGAAACAACUUAUUAUACUGUUUUUAUUCUUGGCCCUCUUGGUUACUUACUAUUGUUUAAAAAAUGUAUAUUUUAAUGAUUAUAAUAAUUAAUAUAUUUUUUUUCUA